AUGCCCGCCAAACGAGGAGCCCCCAAGACGAAACCACCCCCCACGGCGCGCGCCCGCCCCUCGGCCCUCGCCAAGCAGCACAACCUCUCGGCGCGCCAGGAGCACGAGAUCGCCGAGGCCUUCUCGCUGUUCGCGACGGCGCCGACGAGCGCCCACCCGCGCGGCCAGCUGCCGACGCGGGACCUGCGCGCCGCCCUCGCGGCCCUGGGCGCGGCGCCGUCGUCGCGCGCCGAGCACGCCGACCUCGUCUCCAUCCUCGACCCCGACGGCGAGGGCGCCGCCGCCUACGACGAGUUUCUCGCCGUCGCCGCCCUCAAGCUGCACGCGCGCGCCGACGACGACGGCGCCCGCGCCGCCGAGGUCGACGAGGCCUUUCGCCUGUUCUCCGGCGGCCGCGGCGAGGGCGUCAUCACCCUAGGGGACCUCAAGAGGGUCGCCGCCGUGCUCAAGGAGGACGUCGACGACGCCGUGCUCCGCGACAUGGUCCUCGAGGCGAAUGCCGGCGCUGGCGUCCAGGUCGGCGUCGGACGCGUCGAGUUUGAGGAGGUCAUGCGCAGGGCCGGCGCUUGGAAGUGA
This is a messenger RNA of Verticillium nonalfalfae, 576 nucleotides long. RefSeq lists its product as uncharacterized. Gene Ontology annotation, biological process: spindle pole body duplication. Gene Ontology annotation, cellular component: mitotic spindle pole body; half bridge of spindle pole body. The coding region runs from base 1 to 576 and encodes 191 amino acids. The record is from RefSeq and is a predicted model, not a curated record. Lineage: Eukaryota; Fungi; Ascomycota; Sordariomycetes; Glomerellales; Plectosphaerellaceae. Gene Ontology annotation, molecular function: microtubule binding; calcium ion binding. The transcript is spliced from 2 exons.